GAGUGAUCACUUCACCACGUGAUGGAACAAAGCGCACAUUUGUACCUGGAUCAAGUAGGAAUAUAACAUGGACAUUUGAUGAUGCUAAAGCAGCUUACCGGGCUUGGUCUUUCACAAGUAGUAACGGCUUAGGAAGUGGGUUACUUGGAGGAAUAUUUUCUGAUUUUGAGCCUCAAACAACAACGGACGUCUUACCCGGGGUUGACAUAAUAAAGCCACAUGCAUGUAUGCAUGCAUGGGCAUGCUUAUUAGAAGUUAUCAUAUAUAACUGAUUAAAGUAUUUAAGACAAAAAGAUUCAAAUCUGUUCGAUCAUUUUUGAAAAUCAAACAUGCAUAAUUAUGUCAACAACCAAAAAUUUUGAAAUCCAAUGACGAAGACUAUGAAUUAACGUCGCAAAUUUAUUCAUCAGUUUGGCGGUCGCUAGUUGUACGGCGUCUUCGCCACAUUUUUCAUACACGUGUAUAAAGUCUCGAUCAAUGCAAUAUUUUGAAAUACUUCUUAUAUGAAAUAAUUUUUAUACUGAUCCACACUGGAAAAUUUAAACAAUUUGCAAAUUUUGGUUUUCUAGACUUUCUAGAAAAUUUCCGUGCUUUUAAUCGAAGAUCUCUAUAUACUAUAUAGAAUUUUAGAGGUUGACCGAAUUUCAAACCUUAUUUCAGGUAAUUCCUCCGUAUUUUCCACAGUAUGACAGUGUUUCAAAUUUUCUAGUGGUCCGUGCAUUGCCUCCCAGAGAAAGUUCGGGGGCCCGGGACAAAUUUUUAAUUCGGGGGCCCUAUUUUCCCCCCAAAAAAGUUGGUUAGCGAGGGGGGGGGGGUGGAAAAAGCUUUUUGACAUCGCUAUAUUUUACUAUUAUAAAAUUGUCAUUGUCAAUGACUUACUGGCCAUUUUCAGUGAAAAUCCGCAUCAAAAUCUAGUUCAAUUUUAUCCUAAAUACCGUUGGCAACAAAUUACUUUGUUGGCAACAAGUCCCGAAAACACAUAAGUGCAUGAGUAUAUACUGUCAAAUGAUAUCUUUAGUGAACAAGCAUUUAUUGACUUCAAUAAUUCUCUCCAUGACUGAAUUUAUUUAUUUACUCGUCCUUUAAUUUUUAAUUUUUUUGUUAAACAUGGAUCUUUGCCCAACCUUAACUUUACAAAAUAACUUUACCGUACAUUUUUAGUAAAGCCAACUGUGACAACUUGUUCCAGUCCUGUCACAGUGAUUGAAGGGAAUGAUCUUACAUGUGAAUGUCAAGGGCAAGGUGGUAACCCUGCUGCCAAUGUAAUAUGGUUUAUAGAUGACAUACAGAUCGAUAAAACAGGAAAGGAAGAACAAACAUUAAGUCGACGUAAUGUUAGUGCUGCAGAUAGCGGAACGUACAAAUGUGUAGCCGAGAGCUAUCCCAAUGCAAAGUUUAAAGAUGAGGGAUUAAUCACAGUUGUAGUAAAACUUAAAUGUAAGUAUCGUUGCCGUUGGUACUCAAGUUAAGUAUUAUACAGUAUUUCAGUGUAUAUUGAUAGAACUACUGUUUAUAACCUUACUUAUAACCCUAGUCUAAAUACAACAUGCAUGCAGUGACUGUUUUACUGACUGUGCAAGAAUAGAGCAUUGCAAUAGAGGAUAAAUUGCUAACGAUUCACAUGCAUGAACGAUUAGCGUAAUGGCAUGAACUAUAUAUAAUCUAUAUAAUCCUUCUGGUUGAAAUUGAUCUUGCAUGUUGCCUUUUGUCCUUCUGUUUUAAAUUCUGCAACUUCUUCAGCAACUUAAAAAUAGGCCGAAAAUAAACAUUUAAAUUAUAAACUGAAAUAUUGAACUUAUCCUCGAACUUAAUUCAUUUAUAAUUAAAAACAAGACUCUCUAUAAGCGUUAGUUGUAUGUGUUACUCAUGCAAAGUUCUUUUUUCUUACAUUUUAUUCAAUUAGCCUAACAAGUAUUUUUAACUAAACUUUUUACAGAACAUUGUUUUUUUUUCUUGCGCUAGACUAUAAUCUGAGCCUGUUUCCUUAGAACUGCCGCUGACCCACCCAGCCCAAGGCCCACAGCUGUCUCCCAAUAAUCUCACUGUUACACUCUCCCCUCCUUCUUGAAUGUCGUCUCUGAAAUUUUAGAUCUGUAUCUUCUUCAAACGAAACUGUUCUUCGAGUUAUAAGUGUCCAUCGCAAUUUAGACAGUUGAUCAGGCCAGCUCACUAGCUAACGCUUAUUGUACAAAUCCCCUUGAAGAAGCAUAGAUCUUAAAUAUGUAAGUUACCUUACUCUCAAUUCUAUUAACCGUGCUUACUUUAAAUAACAUGUAAUCCAGUACAAUUUAUUCUCAGCUAUGUGAGUAAAAGGGUUGGGGUUUUUUUAGGGGGGAGGGGUUAAAAACAUGUUAAUGUUCACUAUGUUUACAAGUUUCUUUUUGUGCUAGUUAAUACGCACGCGUUGGGUAGUAACUGAAAAGGCGGUUGUGGCUCACUGUAAUGCAUUGGUAUACCGGCGGUAUCAUGGGGUUCAGCAUUUACGCUAGGAACAUGGGAUUCUGUAGUGGACUCAUCCAUCGGUCCAAUCCAAGGUGGAUAAAGCUAUUGGGAGACAGCUGUGGAGCCUGGGUUGGCAGUAUAAGCACUUUUUUAGCAUAUUCUAUCAAAUACUGAUUUGUUAAAACAAACAUUUAUUGUGUCAAAGUGACACUUUUUUUUCAAGAUCAAUAUUUUUUCAACCUAAAAUGUAGAAUAUCCUUGAGCACUAAACUUUGUCGGAAAACCAUGCCGUCAAGGAAUGUUUGGUUAAUAUUGCAUGAUAGUAUUUUGUUUUAUACCAAUUUUAAACUUUCUUAAAUAAAAUUAUACUUAUUUGAGUGUAAUAGUUGUUCUAUCAUUUUUACGUUACUAAAUCAAAUAUGCAGCGUAACGUCUUUUUUGAGACAGUCAGCAUUUGCCUACUUUCAUUAGUAUGAUAGAGAUUUUGUUUCUGUUCACAGUUAAACCUAACAAGACAGCCAUUAGGUCUACGCCAGAAAGAUCUGUAAUUGGUGAAUCAGUUAACAUAACUUGUGAAUCUAGUGGUUUGCCUAAGCCACGUUAUUCCAUAAUCCAUAAUGACACUGAG
Molecule: messenger RNA, 3070 nt
Organism: Paramuricea clavata
Lineage: Eukaryota; Metazoa; Cnidaria; Anthozoa; Malacalcyonacea; Plexauridae
Source: the annotation of a GenBank genome assembly